Molecule: messenger RNA, 5845 nt
Organism: Falco peregrinus (peregrine falcon)
Lineage: Eukaryota; Metazoa; Chordata; Aves; Falconiformes; Falconidae
Gene: IKZF1
Product: IKAROS family zinc finger 1
Exons: 9
Coding region: 480-2096 (538 amino acids)
Biological process (GO): regulation of transcription by RNA polymerase II
Molecular function (GO): DNA-binding transcription factor activity; RNA polymerase II cis-regulatory region sequence-specific DNA binding
Source: RefSeq, a predicted model, not a curated record
CGGGUGCGGACCGCUCCGCUUCCCUCUCCUCCAGCCAGCGCCGCACUCGGGUUCAUGACAAGCCCGAGGUCGAAUUGCUUGCGCCUGUAAUUUGCAGAGGGGAGGCAGGUGUGGAGGUUGUAAAAGCCUUCGGGAACUUGUAAAAUUAGCAGGCCCUGUGUGCUUGAGGGGAACGGCGUUAGAGGAGAAGUUGCUGACUUCCGAAUAGCGGUGCCACCAGAAGUUUUCCUCCUUGCGAUGCAGCCUGUCACAGCCGGAGGUUUUCUCCCGCCCUGCUCCGCAAAGUUAGCCUCUGUGAAGGGUCAGUUUCGCUCUGUAGUCAUUCUUAAAGAUGUGCGUAGUUAGAAACUGUAUGUGUGAAGAAACGAUUUCCCGCUGCAGCAGUCGAUUCUAAGGAAACUUUAAAUUUUGUGCUUCGAGAAACCUGAUUACUUCUUGGAUUACUUUUCUACCUUGGUCUAGAAGAUAACUUGAGGAAAAUGGAAACAGAUGAGGCUCAAGAUAUGUCCCAGGUUUCAGGGAAGGAAAGUCCUCCAGUUAGUGAUGUUCCAGAUGAUGCAGAUGAACCUAUGCCUGUACCAGAGGACCUUUCAACUAGCACUGGAGGACAACAGAGUGCUAAGAAUGAGAGAGUCUUGGCUGCAUAUGGGGCAGAAGGCUUUAGGGACUUUCAUGCAAUAAUUCCCAAAUCUUUUUCCCCUGGUAAUAUUAAAAUAGAGACUCAGAGUGAUGAAGAGAAUGGGCGUGCCUGUGAAAUGAAUGGGGAAGAAUGUGCGGAGGAUUUACGAAUGCUUGAUACCUCGGGAGAGAAAAUGAAUGGCUCACACAAUGGCCCAGGCAGCAAGGCUAUGUCAGGAGUUGGAGGCAUUCGACUUCCUAACGGAAAGCUAAAAUGUGAUAUCUGUGGGAUAAUUUGCAUCGGUCCCAAUGUGCUCAUGGUUCACAAACGAAGCCACACUGGAGAACGCCCUUUCCAGUGCAAUCAGUGUGGAGCCUCCUUUACACAGAAGGGCAACCUUCUGCGCCACAUAAAGUUGCACUCGGGUGAAAAGCCCUUCAAGUGUCACCUGUGUAACUACGCCUGCCGUCGCAGGGAUGCCCUGACAGGACACCUGAGGACUCACUCAGUUGGGAAACCCCAUAAGUGUGGAUACUGUGGUCGCAGCUAUAAGCAGCGCAGCUCUUUGGAAGAACAUAAAGAACGCUGUCAUAACUACCUGCAAGCCAUGAAUAUCCCAAGCAGCCUUUAUUCAGUCAUAAAAGAGGAAACUAACCAGAGUGAAAUGGCUGAAGACCUGUGCAAGAUAGGGUCAGAAAGAUCCCUCGUGCUGGAUAGACUAGCAAGUAACGUCGCCAAACGUAAGAGCUCUAUGCCUCAGAAAUUUGUUGGUGAGAAAUGUCUUCCUGAUCUUCCAUAUGAUGCCACCACCAACUAUGAGAAGGAGAAUGAGAUAAUGCAGACCCACGUUAUAGACCAGGCCAUUAAUAAUGCCAUCAGUUACCUGGGGGCAGAGUCCUUGCGUCCCCUUGUCCAGACACCACCAGGUGGUUCUGAGGUGGUGCCCGUCAUCAGCCCCAUGUAUCAGCUCCACAAACCUCUUGGAGACAGUCAGGCUCGCUCCAACCAUACAGCUCAGGACAGCGCAGUGGAAAACUUGUUGCUGCUUUCCAAAGCCAAAUCUGUCUCCUCCGAACGAGACGCCUCUCCCAGCAACAGCUGCCAAGACUCAACAGAUACAGAGAGCAAUAACGAGGAACGCAGUGGGUUAAUUUACCUGACAAACCACAUAGGUCCCCAUGCAAGAAAUGGCAUCUCUAUAAAAGAAGAAAACAGGCAAUAUGAUGUCUUGAGGGCAGGUACUGACAAUUCCCAGGAUGCUUUCAAAGUCAUCAGCAGCAAUGGGGAGCAAGUGAAAGUUUACAAGUGCGAACACUGUCGAGUCCUUUUCUUGGAUCACGUGAUGUAUACGAUCCAUAUGGGCUGCCACGGGUUCCGUGAUCCUUUUGAAUGCAACAUGUGUGGCUACCAUAGCCAGGACAGGUAUGAAUUCUCUUCCCACAUAACUCGAGGGGAGCACCGUUUCCACAUGGGUUAAAACUCCUCCGGCACAGAUCUAGCCUCAACAGCUGCAUUACUGGAGCUGCAUGAGCCACAACAGCAACAAAGCACAAGUCAGCUGGACAGUAAAAGUAACAAGAGAAUCAAAAGUUCAGCUAUCUUCUCCCACAAGAAAAGAUUUUUUCCUUUUGGUAGCAUGCAUUGCAACUCAGUUUUCUAAUACUAAAGUUUUUACUGAAAAUGUUUGAUCACCAAAAACCUUUAUUAAUGUAAGUAGGAGCUUUUGUAGUUACAUAGUUGAAAGCCCUUCCCUUAACUGAUGCUUCUUGCAAACCUCCCUUGCCAAAACUGUUAACCAUGCACAGGAUGCACCACACGGAUGAGGACGCAACAGGCAGGAGCGACCAAGCUUUCUCUCUUAACACCGUGAGUGUAGGGCUCUUACACCAGAUGUAUGGUUUUUGACUUCCUGGUAUUAUUUGACUCUUUUGGAAGAUUAAACUCAGCUAAAGAUGGAGGGCCCCAUCUCAGAUGGCUUCACAGGCAGCUGUGGUGGGACAGGACCCCCCAGCCAGAGGGUUCUGAGUUGCUUUGGUGAUAGAAAGGAGAACAUUUCCACCUGCAAGGGUGCUGCUGGUAUUGACAUCACGGCAUGCCCUGUUUGUGUCACUAGGGAGGCAAGCAGGUAUGUGAAAGAUAGAAGAAACACCCUUGUAAUAUACUCUGUGAAGUAUUAAUUGCAUUUAAUGUAUAGAAAAAAGGGUAUUGUUGGCUCUUCUUUGAAUAAAUGUUUUCCCUUCCUAUCCAAUAAACCCCCACUUUUUGUUAAGCAACCCCUCCUCUCUCUGCAUAAAUGUUACAAUGUAUUUAAUUUUUCUUUUUUUCUUUUUAAAGUUUUAGUUAUUUAGAAAAGUAUGAUGUACAGUUGAGAAAAGCGCUAGCUAGAAAUAUAUGUGGGGAAGGUCUCCUUAUGCACAUUUUUCAUCUUUUAAAUCUGCCUGGAAAAUAUCCAAAAUCUCUCUCUUACCUAUGAAAAAAAAUCCGAUUUUCUUGCACAGAUGUACUCCUGUAGAUUUGUGGCUUUACUUGUAAGUGUUGCACUUAAUUAUUUUUAAAGCACUGAGCUGAAUUAAAACAGCCAGUUGAAAUUUGUAGCUUGCUUUUUUCCUGGCACUUGCUGUUUAAUGAGAGACCAGGCCCCACAAAGGUGCUGAGAACCCUGGCUUCCUAUUCAACAAAUCAUUUCACCAUGUGCUUUAAGUUACUUCUACUUCAGUGGAACUAAUCUUAAGCUUAAAAAAAUGGUGUUUUGCUGAAUGGAGACGAGAGACUGCAGCAUUUUGCGGAGUGCAGUGAAGUCCACCAAGAGCUUUUUCCAUGGUGGCUUCUGCUGCAUAUACUCCAGUCAGCAUGAAGACUUCUAUGACAAAUACAUUUUAUUUCCCCAAACACAAUUGAUAUUUUUAAAAAAACACCUUUUUUUAAAGCUUCUACUUAACUUCCUCUUCCAAAUAGUUCAUUCCUCUCCCUAAACACCCUCGUAUUUUACAAUUGGGCAAAGAAGAAAUGUUUUCAGCUGCAUAAAAAUCUGUUGGUGCUGGGCAACAUUCAUAAAAAUAACCUAUCUUAUUAACUUAAUUUAUAAAUACUUCCACUCUGCAUAGUAGUGGAUGUUCUGCAAUAAACACAAUCAUAUAACCAACAAGAUUAGCAGUUACACGUUCUGUAUUCACAAGUGCAUGCAAGCACAUACGCUUUUUACAAAAGAGAUUCGAUGGAACCAUGAACGCUUGUAGCUAGGCCAGUUUGGCCUGAUAUGUGUAGCUAUAUUUGAUAUAAAUUUCCUAUAUAUACAUACCAUUACAAGCACGCAGAGUUCCUUCUUCUGCUUUCACUUUUGCAGGUGUAAGUCAGAAGCAACAACACUCAAGUUAGAGGAAAGAUACUGAUGAAAUAAUGAUUACAAAUAUAUGCUUUUACAAUCUCACAUCUUAGCUUUUCAUGCCAACCGUAAGACAUGUACUUCAUGUGACACGUGGACACACAGGUAUUUUUACAUACAUGUGUGCAUACCUGUUUAGUAGCUUUGUCACCAGAUGUGCAUGUAGACUGAUGCAUACACCCGCAACAGUGAAAACAAAUUACUAGUACACGUUAGGUAGCAUAGUGCCUACAGGAUGGCCAGUGACACCACCACCCCCCCAGAAAUUGAGUAGUGUAAACUACAAGCCAAAGGUGAUCCCCUCUACUCCCACAUUAUCAGUCAGUUGCCUUAGAAGACAUUACUGCUUUUUGCCUUCCAGCCUGAGACACUGUGCAGGGGGUGGACACAAGGAAUCAUUGGCCACUUUCAUGCAUGCCCCAGCCACAUUUUUUUCAUCAACGCCUGCCGUGCCUUCAGCUUCAAGACAGGCUGUACGUGGCAGGUACCUGAGGUAUUACCAAAUAUUUUGUACAGGGGUGACCUGAAGAGGACCUUCAAGCCAGAAGCUUACAGCGAUGUUUGCUUUAUUAUUUUUUCUUUAAAUAAACUUAAACGGGGUUAAUUUUUUCGUAGCUGGUAGGGAUACAUUCAGCUGUUCCUACCCUUCCCCACUUUUGAUUGAUACCAACCAAAAGAAGGGACAGAGGAAUUUUGCAGCCCUGCUGCAACAUCCUGUGUGGAGUCAGAUUUUGGCUGUAUGGAAACAUUCUGCUUUUAUUGCUCUUACACCUCUUUCCUACUGUUCUUAGAGUUAGGCCACCACAUACCCCAUGCCGUAAUUUUUUAAACAUUUCAUUUUAAGACACCGCAAGCUAUAAAGAGGAGGGGGACAGAAGUUUACUCAGGUGGUUUUGUUUCUUUGCUUUUACCAAAAUCCAACACAAAUAAAGCCACAUUAAUUAACCAUGUAGACAAGCAUAGCUCCAGUGGAGUUUAAGACUGCCUUGAACUUCAGCUUUUAAAUGUGAUUUCUGAUUACUGGGUAGGUUCACUGCCUUUGCAACAUCUCUGUGCACACACGCACGUGUAUGAGUUCCUGUGUUGCUUUUCUUGCUGACAAGCACAUGCCUUAUCUGUGGUUUUGUGUAUCAUUAAUGUUUUAUAUACAUACAUAUAUGUAUAUAUAUAUAAAAUGGUUCAUAUGACAUGAUGAUGCACUGUCAGUCACAGUGGGUUUGUUUCCUGGGUCUGGACUUUUCUUAUUUAUACUAUAACAGAAUAUAUUGAUGUUGUCUAUUAAACAGUACAGUAGUAUAAGUAAGUAUAUUAAGACACAGUGUAUCAGAGGGCAUAGUCUAAAGGCAGGAGCAAACAGCAUUCUCUGUUCACAAAGGAGCUUUUUUAGGUUUGCUUUUUUCAGGGGUUUGGUUUUUUUUGUUUUUGCACAAAAUCAACUUCAAUUUGUCUAGAAACAAGUGUUUCAAUAAUUUUAUUUAUGGACAUAUGCAAAGAUGUCAUGAAAAUAGGAUGUUGUGUGUGUACAUCGAAACAAACUGUGCCCUCAGAAGACUAGUUUAGUAUAAUCUCCCUUUUUCUCUUUUUUUGCUAUGGUGCAAUACCCUGGUAUGGUUUAGCUGAACCCUAAAACGAGUAAAUAUGGUGAAUGGCUUUAAGUUUAUAUAUGUUUCAAAAAAACUGCUUCCCAGCCCUUCCCCAGACACUGCCUUUUCUAAUAGAAAAGUUGUAUUUACACACUUUUUUUUUCCUGUGAUUUUAUAUUGUAACUUCAUUUUUCUUUAAAAACAUUGUAUUUAAAAAAAAAACAAGCAAAUUUCAUAAAAAUUGGAAAUGUUAUUAAAUUA